AUGUCCAAGGAAGAACCGAAACUGGAACUGGAACUGAAACACCACAAGGCAGUCAGAGGGGCAUACAAAGGACACUGUAACCAAGACAUCAAACGCGCGGAGCGACUUCUGACUGAUACCGAUGCUACAAACGUCACAGAACUGAAAGCAAUUGCAGAGCGACUUUCAAGACGAUUGGAAGAAAUAAAAGCCAUGGAUUCCGCGAUCUUGAGCGCCCUAGCAAUGGACGAAGAGAUUAGUGAAGAGGCAGAUCACGCAUUAACAUUCCAAGACGGCAUCCAUUACUGGAUCCUGAAAAUUAAA
This is a messenger RNA of Pocillopora meandrina, 303 nucleotides long. The record is from the annotation of a GenBank genome assembly. Lineage: Eukaryota; Metazoa; Cnidaria; Anthozoa; Scleractinia; Pocilloporidae.